This is a messenger RNA of Adineta ricciae, 2556 nucleotides long. Lineage: Eukaryota; Metazoa; Rotifera; Eurotatoria; Adinetida; Adinetidae. The record is from the annotation of a GenBank genome assembly.
AUGGAUCAAGGAGAAUAUUUAUAUUCGGGUCAUGCGUGGCUCAAAGAACACCUUAAUGGAGUGGAUGGCCCUCUGUGGAAAAAAGCUAGAAAACUGUUUCUGUUCAACAUGGAGUUGUCCUCAGCACUAAAUCUAUUCAAAUUUGAUUACAGAGCAAUUCAGAGAAUUUCUCGUCCAGAAGGUGUAAUUAUAAUUGGCUCAAAAAAGAUCGAUCUCGAUCCUGAUGAACCUCGAGAACAUCAACCAGGUCAUUCAUGGACAGAUGAUGCCCAACAGUCUAUCCGCACGCUCAUGGAUAGAAUUGUAACUCGAUGGAUACCAAAUUACAUUUUUCAUGAUAAGAUCAACAUGAAUAAACUUCAUCAGAGCUUAACACAUGAUCCUCUGCAAUUCGUCCGAAAGACUUAUGACGAAACUUCGGUUGAUGUCCUUUCCUAUAAUGUGAACGAAGCGUUUAAAUUGUAUCAAGCGUGUUUAGUCCCAUUACACUAUCAUGAGUUAUGGAGUGAGAUAGUGAAUGACUGUAAGAAUGUUGUGACAAAACUCGAAGAUCGUGAAACGGAGAUCGAUGCUACGUUAUUCUAUGAUCGCCCAACGCUCGAUGGACGAACCCAGGCCGCACUCAUAUUUGGAACAAACCGUGUCACUUUUGACGAUGGAUAUAGACCUUUGACAAGAAAACUCGGUCUUUUCGAUCUUGUCCUUAUCACAAUCAAUGGUAGAAGCUACUUCGGAAUAGUUGUUCACGUUGAACAAGUUAAAGUGAAAGACUACAACGGUCAUGACACUUCGUCGGACAUUUCAAAUAACAAUAAUCUUAAAUUUGAUUUGCAUACAACGAUUGGUAUUUAUGUUUCAGAAACAUGUUCAAAGUCUGUUGAAAAUUAUCGUGAACAGAAUAACAAUGAAAAAUUAAAAAUAAAGAAACUAAGUAAUAUAACAUCAUCGAGAAGAAUCAUAAGUGCCGUACACAGUCUAAAUGAGUGGCAGCAGUACCGAAGUUUGCUCAAACCGACGAUCGACGAUCCAUAUUUUCAAUAUCCUGAAGAAUAUGAUCCUGUCUAUACCACUCCGGAGAAUAACUUCAAUUUGGCACAAUCAAAAGCCAUUAACAUUGCGAAAUGUAUGCUGGGUGACAUUCAAGAAAGAAUGCAUUUGAUACAUGGUCCUCCUGGCACAGGUAAAAGUCGGACCAUCGCUGGUAUCGUGUUGAAAUUACUUGCAAAGUUAGAUAGUAAACACAAGAUUCUUUUAUGCGCACCAUCCAAUAACGCAUGUGAUGAAUUAUCACGUCGUGUUUUGGACGAAUUUACUAAUCAGGGAGUUUCUUACAAACGCGGUACAUUAGUUCGUAUCGGUUGUCAACCACCUGAUGAUUAUAGUCUAUGUGAUCAUUUUCUCGACUUUAUGGUUCUACAGGAUAUAGUCGAUUUUUUGAAAACGGAUCAAAAGUAUAGUCCCAAAAUUGCGCAUGAAACUGAGUCAAGGCUUAUACGGCAUGCAAAAAUAAUUGUUUCGACACUGAACUAUUGCGGUAGUGCUCGAAUGCAUCAAUUAAAAUCAUGCACUGAAUUUAUCAUCAUUGACGAAGCAUGUCAAAGUUCAGAAGCUGAUUCACUAUUGCCGUUUCGAUUCAGAUGCAAAAAGAUUGUGCUCGUUGGUGAUCCUCAACAACUGCCACCGUGCGUUCUUAGUGAUGCGGGCAAAGCCUAUGGCUUAUCUCAAUCAUUAUACAGUCGUCUGUAUUUUCAGUUCUACAACAGUUCCAACUGUCCAAUCACAAUGCUUGAUAUUCAAUAUCGAAUGCAUCCCGAUAUAUGUCAAUUCCCAAGUGAAUAUUUCUACUCAAACCGUUUAUUACCGGACUCUUCCGUUGAAGAGAAAAUGAAAGAUUUUCCUCUAAAACCCUUAUUUGCAUAUAAUAUAACGAAUUCAUCACAUCAAUACGACGGUGCGAAAUCAUCUUUCAAUGUAAACGAAGUUCAAUGUAUCCAAAACUUUUGUCAAAAUUUGAUCGCAUAUUUUGUUUCGCAAUCUACAUCUGAUUCAUCAAGUGACAUUACAGAUGAAGACGACGGUGAGUGUAGCGUCUUCUCGGAAUCUGAUUCAACAUUCAGUAGCAAUACAGACAAUGGUAGUCUACGAGACCAAGAAAUUCAACCACAAGCACUACAGCAUUUGCCUUAUAACGAUCCUCGAUCAAUUUUCGUUCAAAAAACAAUAGCUGUUAUCACACCAUACAAAGCGCAAGUUCGUCUUCUUGGACAACACCUUCCACCUUACAUCGAAGUCAUGACGGUCGAUAGUGCCCAAGGCAAAGAAAAAGAUAUCGUCAUACUUUCGUGUGUACGUAGUGGAGGAUCAAUCGGCUUUUUAGACGAUAUGAAUCGCGUCAAUGUUAUGUUAACACGGUCAAAGAAAGCCCUCUAUGUUUUUGGUAAUUUAAGCCAGUUAGCAAGUCAACAUGAGAGCUGGAAAGAAUUUCUUGCACAUGUUCAUCGACAACAAGUGAUUUCUGAUGCCAAUAAUUUGCAAGUUGAUUUACCAUGUCGUUAA